This is a messenger RNA of Closterium sp. Yama58-4, 2748 nucleotides long. The record is from the annotation of a GenBank genome assembly. Lineage: Eukaryota; Viridiplantae; Streptophyta; Zygnematophyceae; Desmidiales; Closteriaceae.
AUGGGACGAGGCCCGCCAGGCGGGCCAGGGGGGCCGUUUGGUGGGCCGCUGCCGCCCGUGCUCAUCCCCGUGCCUGGUGCUGGCCCCCUAGGUCCAUUCCUGCCAGCCCCGCCAGACGUGGCAGCGCGCAUACUGAGGGACCCCUCCUUCCGCCCGCCGCCAUCCCUCUUCGACGGCUUCGACGGCCCACCACCCCCGCCGCCCUUCGACGGGCCGCCCCUCGACCUGCCCCCUGACGCCCCACUCCCCCCCGCCUCCGGGCCCGCGGGCCCUGCUCCUGGCGGAGAGGAGGGGCGCUCCCCCCCUCCCCCCUCGGGGGCCGGGGGAGGGGCGCGAGGGGAGGCAGCACGUGGGAGAGGAGGGGCAGGAGGGAGGGACGGGGGAGGGGGGAGGGCAAGAGGGGGACGGGAGGGGCCGUAUGGCAGCCCGGGGAGGUUUGGGGGGAUGGGCAUGGGGAUGAGAAGCAUGGGCAUGGGCAUGGGCGGGAUGGGGAUGGGCAUGGGCAUGGGGCCGAUGGGAAUGAUGCCGAUGAUGGGCGGGCCUCCUCAUGACCCCCGCGGCAUGCGCAGCUAUCGCGACUUGGAUGCACCGGAUGACGAGUCCACGUCACUCUAUAUCGUGCGUCUGCGCUCCGCCCUUCCCCUCGCCGCGUAUCGGGGCGGAAUAACGAGCUUCCCGGGAUGGGUGGACGACGAUGACGACGAAUCUGCUGGUCCGUCUGGUCUGCGUGCGACGGUGGCGACCAUUGCGCACGAGGCGGCGACGCUGGCCGGCAGAAUUCCGCGGCGCGCGCGGCUGACCAUGGAGAACCCGCAACUCAAGGCCUACGCGCAGAUGCUGGAGUCGCAGCAGAUGCAAAUCGCGUCUGACGUGGGCGUGACGUCAGACCGCAUCGUGUACAAGUACGUGGGAGUGACGCCGCUCACCAUCGACUCGCCCACCUUCCUCGCCAUGCGCGCCCCCGGGUCGCUGUGGCCCGCCAAUGGCGGGCAGGCGAGCGCGGGCGAGGGCAUGGUGGUGGGCGUGGUGGACUCGGGCGUCUGGCCGGAACACCCCUCCUUCACCCAUGCCGGCUUCCCGUCCUCGCGUCCUGCUGGCUGGUCGGGCAAGUGCGACACGACGAGCGAGUUCAAGUGCAACAACAAGGUGAUUGGCGCGCGGGGUUUCUACAAGGGCUUUAAGGAGGACACUGGUGGGCCGGACUUGUCGAAAGACUGGCUGUCGCCUCGCGAUUCGUUCGGCCACGGCACAUGGUGUGCAGGGUACGUGGUGUGCAGGGUACGUGGUGUGCAGGGUACGUGUUGUGCAGGGUAUGUGCGUGGUGUGCAGGGUAUGUGCGUGGUGUGCAGGGUAUGUGCGUGGUGUGCAGGGUAUGUGCGUGGUGUGCAGGGCAUGUGCGUGGUGUGCAGGGUAUGUGCGUGGUGUGCAGGGUAUGUGCGUGGUGUGCAGGGUAUGUGCGUGGUGUGCAGGGCAUGUGCGUGGUGUGCAGGGCAUGUGCGUGGUGUGCAGGGUAUGUGCGUGGUGUGCAGGGUAUGUGCGUGGUGUGCAGGGUAUGUGCGUGGUGUGCAGGGCAUGUGCGUGGUGUGCAGGGUAUGUGCGUGGUGUGCAGGGCAUGUGCGUGGUGUGCAGGGUAUGUGCGUGGUGUGCAGGGCAUGUGCGUGGAGCUUCAAGUGGGGCGCCUUCUUCGGCGUGCAGGCGGACGUGGAGGCGGCAGUCAACCAGGCUGUGGCGGACGGCGUGGACGUGCUCUCGCUGUCGCUGGGCGGGGUGGAUGCCACACAGACCUACUUCUCCCACAUGCCCUACCUCGCUGCCAACCUCGCGGGGGUGCUCGUGGCAUUCGCAGCGGGCAACGGUGGCGCGCCGGGCUAUGACCCAAGCGAUGCAGCUCGCAGCAACGCAUCAUCCGCCUCAGCGACCCCAGCAGCCACGGCCUACCCUGCCGUUGCCGAUUUCUCCGCCACCGGACCCCUCAGGGACCCUUCCACUAACGCCACCGCCACUCUCCCCACCAACAGCAUCUUAAAGCCCGACAUCGUCGGACCGGGCGUGGAUCUCUACGCUGCUUGGCCCGCUGAGAAGGUGGGGAAGCCCGGGAGCUAUGCACAGCUGUCGGGGACGUCGAUGUCAGCGCCUCACUUGGCGGGCAUCGCUGCUCUCAUCAUGCAGAAGCACCCCUCGUGGAGCCCCGCUCAGGUCAUGUCGGCCAUUAUGACCACCGCCACGACCACAGACACCAGUGGUGCUGCCAUCGAUAAUGGGUAUGGUGAGGCUGCUACCCCGUGGGAGAUGGGGUCUGGCCAUGUGUUCCCAUCCAAGGUGCUAAAUCCUGGGCUCACGUACGACGCCCAGGCAGCUGCUUAUCGGAAUUUUCUAGCCGGGCAGAGUAUGAAGCAAGCACAGAAGCACUUCCCAGGAGCUAGGCUUACGGCAAUUGCUCCUCGCGACUUGAACCGCCCAAGCAUCUCAGUCUCCCAGCUGAAAGGGACGGCGACAACCAACAGGACGGUUACAAACGUUGCUGAUUCCUCGUCCACAUAUACAGCUAUCAUAAAGCCUCCUAGUGGAGUCUCCGUCACAGUUUCACCCAACAAAUUUACAAUUGCUCCCGGUAAAAGAGUAACAUUCAUGGUGACCUUUAAAGUGAUCAAUACGUUUGAGAGCUUCCAGUUUGGAAGCGUAACAUUGGUCGAUGGUAAUGGGCACUCUGUGAGAACGGUGCUUGCAGUUCAACCCAUAAGGAAGUGA